This is a messenger RNA of Stylophora pistillata, 575 nucleotides long. RefSeq names its product histamine H2 receptor-like. The record is from RefSeq and is a predicted model, not a curated record. Gene Ontology annotation, cellular component: membrane. Gene Ontology annotation, molecular function: G protein-coupled receptor activity. Gene Ontology annotation, biological process: G protein-coupled receptor signaling pathway. NCBI's taxonomy places the organism in Eukaryota, Metazoa, Cnidaria, Anthozoa, Scleractinia, Pocilloporidae.
UUUUGUAGGGAGCCGCAGCUUUCACAUCGUAUUAAAUGAAUCUUAACGAGUCCAUAAGAAAUUCUUACUGCUUUCAUCUUCCAGAUCCAGUUUUUCAAACAGCUCCAGAACGUAUCACAACGAAUCUCAUAACGGCUGUCAUCAACAUCCUAGCUGGUCCAAUCGCUAUUAUCGCGAAUGUACUGAUUCUUGCUGCUAUCAUCAAUUGCAGUAGUCUUCGAUCUCCCUCCAAUGUACUCAUAGCCUCGUUGGCGCUGUCUGAUGUAUUAGUCGGCUUAACAGCCCAACCAGGAUAUAUCAGCUACAGGCUCUUAGAAAACCAACAUCAAAGAGUUCCAUGUUUUGUAAUGGUUCUGUAUAGUGUGGCUUUCUACAUAUGUUUUGGUGUGUCUUGCAUGACCUUAACCGCAGUCAGCUUUGAGAGAUUUGUAGCAGUUCGGUUACCUGGCAGAUAUAUCACAUUUUUCUCUCCAAAGCGUGUGGCAGAAUACCUCAUGGGAAUAUGGACAGUGAACAUUUUACUGAGUGCUCUACAAUGGGCCAAGAUAAAUCAAGAGUUUUUUCAGAUUCUGUAG